AUGACAGAGGAAAUUGUAAAUUUGUUUGUAACAAAAUAUGGAUCUGGUGAUAUAUAAAAGAAUUAAUUGCUUUAGUAAUCAAUAUAAAAGGUCUUACUUAAGGAGGGAGCAAAUUCUUAAGUCUUAACAAAAUUAAGAAAGAAACUUGGUUAAUCUUAAUCGCAAUAAUAAUUUUUUCCAGUUUUGGGAAAUGGAGAAUGUGGAUAAUCAACAAAGGCUCCAAUAGAUUCAUAAAGAAAAACAUUUGAUGGUUUCACAAAACGUGUGUAACCAUUUUAAAGAACUUACUUAUAAUCAUUUGAUUAAAUAUCUGAAACUUCUGAGAAAGCACCAAAAUCAAUUUAUUAUGUAGAUAGAUAAGAUGUAUAAUAUUUUGACGUAAUUAUAGGAAGAUGAAUGGGCUGCAUUAAUGAAAUUUGAUGCGUAACUGUAUUAAAAGGAAUAGGAGAGAAAGAAAGAAUUACUUUAAUAAAAGAAAGCUUAAAUGAAGAAGGAGUUGGAUAUGUAGUUGAAAAUAAAAUAGGAGAGAAAAGAGAGAGAGAAGGAUUUAGAAGAGAAAUAUAAUAAUUUUUAAAGUGAUUUAUUGUAAAAGAAAAAUGAGUAAGAAUAAGAAAAAUAGAUAUCAGCAAAAAAUAAAUUAUUGUAAUUGUAAUCAGAGAGAGAUGUUUAGUUAAAUAAUAAAAAAAAGAAAUAGCAUAGUGAGGAUAGAGAGUUACGAAAUUACAAAAAAGAAAUAAGUUAAAGAUAUUAGGAUGAAUUGUAGAGAUAAAUUGAUGAAGAAAAUAGAAUAAAAUUAAUGAAGAGAGAAUAUAUGUUUAAAGUAAUGAAAUAAUCAGAAACAGAUAAAAUGGUAAUUUAGUAAAAGUAGAAAGAAUAAGAGAGAUUAGAGUAGGCAAAUUGUGAGAAGUAAGGAUUUUGAAUUAAUUUAUAAAUAGAUAUGGAGAAUUACUUGAUUAAAUAGAAUAAAGAAGAAUUGAAGAAAAUAGAAAAAAGAAAGAAAAAGUUGAUAAAAAUAAUGCUUGGAGUGAAUCAUAAUUAUUAAGAUAUAAAUUAGAAAAAGAGGAUGAUCAUAAAAUGUAGUAUUGGAAAACAAUAGAAGAAUAGAAGUUUUUAGAGGAAGAAUAAAAGAAGAAAAAUAGAGUGAAUGAACUUAAAUAGAAAACAAUUUAAUCAUUAGAAUAAUCAAUAAAACUUAAAUAAAUAAAGAAAUUAUAAGAGAAAGAAUUAGAUAAUUUAUAAGGUUAGGUAUGGAAAUAAGAUACAGAAAGAUUCUUUUAAGAAGAAUAAGAUAAAUUGGAUUAAAUAAAAAAAGUGAAAAUAGAACAUAAGAAAAUACUGUAAAAAUAGAUGUAAGAUAAAAUAAAACCUGAAAGAGGAGAAAAGAUGAGUAUUCCAGAGCUUUUAUAGAACAAAGCAAUUUUAAAAACAAUUAAAGAGAAGGAUAUUUAUGAUUUAGAGAAAACAGUUGUUUGA
Messenger RNA from Paramecium sonneborni, 1473 nucleotides. The record is from the annotation of a GenBank genome assembly. Lineage: Eukaryota; Ciliophora; Oligohymenophorea; Peniculida; Parameciidae.